UGCGCCCGUAGCGGCUGUUUUGAUUUGUUUUAAACCGAAGUAUAGGACGAGUGAGCCGAGCACGCACACUUUUCUUUUCUCUUUUUUUUUUUUUAGUAAAAAAAAAGUUCAUGGCGUCGUAUCAACAUGUUUUAAAACAUGGAGACACUCGGUUCCAAUCUCCUGUUAAGGUGUUUGCCAAGCUGAAAUCGAACGUACAGGGAGGAGAACAGACGAGAGAAGAACACGCAACGCGAAUUAAGUCAGCGCUGAGGAGACCGAAGAGUAUUCGUGAAUCAAAUGAACUUUAUUCCACGUUUGGUGAGGCGGAAGCGUCGCUUAUUUCGCCCAUAAAUAGCCCCAAGCAAAUCCUUGACAAGUCAUACUUGGAGUAUAUUAGACCGUUCGUGGACGUGCCCCACGCAACCAACACGAGACAUGGAUUCACAUCACCGGAGAAACCUCUUAUGGAGUCCACGGAGGUGUUUCCACCUUGCUUCCGAACAAACCCACGUUCGACCAGAGGUUCUGGUGCGCCGAGCAGGAUUCCGCUCCACAAAGAAAUUCGUGAUGAAAGCAUUGCCGGGUUUGAUGAAGAUUUGCCUCCAUUUGACGUCUCUGUCUCUGUACCGUGCCCCGUGAAGAGGACACUGAGGAAAAGAAAAGUGGAGGAACUGGAGACGAACAAAGUCUGCUGCGGUACGGAUCUCUCAUCCCGGAGCCAGGAUGACGAGUUGGACACUGCAGGAGAGCGUCUCUUCAGUCCAAAGAAAAACCCACGCACACCGGUGCAUAUCCACCCCGAAUGCGUAACCUUAAAAAGGGCCACUGUCUCUCUGGAAAAACUCCUGUCUCCUGCUAAAAUGUUUGUUUAUAUGAAAGAGAGGGUGACCAGAAGAGAGCAAGAUGAAGACUGUGAUGACUACCAGAAACUAAGUGAACCCCCGGAUAGAGUGGUCCACACGAGCUCGGAAAGUCAUUCCAAUGUGGGCAUGAUGAAAAAACACAAUGUUUUAAGAGGGGUGCCGGAUAUUGAGAGUCCAGUCACCCAAGCCGGACUGGAGUCUGGCGGCGGCCAGUCAGACACACGUUAUUCCGAUGGGACCACUUCUUCUGCUGUUGUCUCUGAAGAAAAUUUGCUUGAAGAUCCCAUCUUCUGCAAACCGCCCUCCAUCUGCAUUCCCAACAAACAGAAGUUCACGUUCAAGAACAAGCAGUGGCCAAACUUCACAGCAGCACCCUCGGAGAAUACUAUUCAUCUUAAAAAGUGGUUUCUGAGGAAGAAUAAUAAUGGCCUGUUCUUACAAGGAAUCCACGUGGAAUACGGGACACCGUGGAACAGUAACAUUAUUACUGAGAGAGUUUCCAGGACUGUGGUGAAGACAAUAUCUGGCAAUGUUUACAUCUUGGUGGGCAAGAUGAUGUUUAACGCCGACUCUGACUUGCCCCGCUGGCUUUUGAGGACAUUUGCAAAUGGAUUCCCGGCAAAUUGGAAACACCAUUUUGAGAAAUCUUUGUCAGAAUCCAAAAACUCAAGGAGAAAAGUGAACACUGAAAAGAGAAGUAAAAUUACCAGGGCAACAGAGACGUCUGCUGUCAAACCUAGAAAGAAAAGAGAGAACCAAAAUGGUGUCAGCACCAAUAAAUACAAUACAAGAAACCCUCCCAAAGCAGACAAUAGUUAUUCCUCAAACGUGACUCGGAGUGGACGGCUAGUCAAGCCGCCCCUGGAUUACUGGAGAGGAGGCAGGGUCUUUGUGGAUGCAGACCUGAAUGUUACUAUCUUUGAAUGUUACCAACCUUAUGCCACCUACCCAAAAGUUGCUGCAUUAGUGUCUAUGGAGAAGUCUCAGGAAACUGGCCAGACAUUUCUGCUCAACGACAAAGGUCAUAAACGGCAUGAGUCCAAAAGAAAGAAUGUUCAGCCAGUUCGAUUGAAGGAAGUCAAGACGCCACACUGCAAACAUAAUCAAGUUGAAUUUCAACCUGAGGCGAAUCCUUCUCUUUCAACCACAUCAGCAGUGAAGAGGCACAGCCAUCACGCCACCGGCUCUGAUGAAAAGUCAAGCAAUCAAAACACGCUGCCGACCCUAGAUGGGUCCAAAACAAAAUUGUGCAACUCUCCUCUGUCUAGGAGAUCAGGAAGAAAAUGCACUCCUCGGUUUCCCACUCUAGAUGAAAAAUUAUCUGAGUCUGAAAAGGCGCCAGAGGAAAAGCAGCAGUGGGAGGAGGAAACGCAAACCAAUCAUGUUACCAGCUCUGAUGAACAAGUGUCCAAUAAGAGUAAGAGGCCAUCUCAAAGUAAUCCCAAAAAGCUCCCUGUAAAGGAGUCCAAAAAGAAGGUGCUAAACGCUCCUCCAUUAAAGACCAUUGGGAGAAAACGCACUUGUCCUCAAAUUUCUCCUGUUCAUGAGAAUUUAUCAGAGUCUAACUUAUGUAAAGAUGAGCAAGAGAAGAAGGUGGUGCUUUCGACAAAGGGCAAAGGGAAACAGGGCAAUAAGAGGCCCACAAAGCAACGCAAGAAGCAACUAAUAAAGAGCCACAAACCACUGUCGCCUGUAAAGACUUCGACGAAGUUGAAGCAAUCCAAAAAGAAAUCCAGUAAAGGACGCGCCUUGUCCCCUCAAGGCCAGGAUGAAGGCGAGUGGACGAAGGAUGAGCUGGAAAAACUACAGAAGGCUGUGUCCAGUUAUCCUUUGAACAUGCCAUCCUACUGGACGAAGGUGGCCAUGAUGGUUGGCACACGCUCUGCGGAGGAGUGCCACAACAAGGAUUUGGCCUUGCAAGAUCUCCACACUCCCGUGAAGAGUACCCGGGCAAAACAAAAGAAGAAGAAGGACGCACCAAAAGCCGAAAACCCCCCAGUCAUAUCUGCAGCCAUUGGUACUUUCAAGAGAAAACAGCAGGUGCGUCGCUUCCUGGAAACAAUGCCCAAAGAGAACGUUGACGACGUCUUCAGUGUGGCACACAACAAGCGCUUUGAGAUGCCGUCCAUCUGGUCGGAUGAAGAAGAGAACUUGACAAUGGGGAACCUGGAGCCCCUGACACCUGAGUCACUCCAUUUCCCUCAAGUCAAGACUCCUCGGUGUCUGCUUGCCACUCCUGGAGUGGUUUCUUCUCCAAACAGUUCAAAGAAUGAGGACCUAUAUGUCUUUCAACUCCAGAAAAUGAAACAAAAUCAGGUCAACCUCCGCAAACGAGUUCCAGCGAAGAGCUUGUCGCCCACACCAUCAGUCAAAGGGACAACACGAAAGUUUCAAAUCCCAGGAAACGAUUCCUUUGUCGUUUUUGAGAAGUUUCCGGAGAAAGCUGCUGCUUUUUCUGACAGUGGGGAAGAAGAGGAUUUUUACUUUUCUGACAGUGACUGACAAGUCCUUCUUCUAAUGAUAACUGAAGACUUCCACUCUUUCUCAGGUUUUAAUGUGAGAGUCAACGCGUAUCAAUAUAUCCUCUGUGAUUUUCCUGUCCAUUAACCCUGGGUGUACUCUCCCUCUCACCCGAAUUACCGGGAUGGGCAUCAACUCACCCACGAGUGAGUGAGGAAAGGCGGGAUACAAAAUGGAUGGAUGGCUGAGUUCAUAUGUAGAUAGUGUUAGAUGCAUAUUUGGCUUUUAUUUUAGUAUGUUUGAGUUGGGCUUGUUGCUUUCUUACAAAAAUAAAGG
Molecule: messenger RNA, 3641 nt
Organism: Syngnathoides biaculeatus (alligator pipefish)
Lineage: Eukaryota; Metazoa; Chordata; Actinopteri; Syngnathiformes; Syngnathidae
Product: mis18-binding protein 1-like
Exons: 16
Coding region: 111-3347 (1078 amino acids)
Source: RefSeq, a predicted model, not a curated record